GGCUGGCCAGGGCCUCCAUCUGCCUCCUGGCGCUUCUCGCCUGCCAUCCAGCGCAGGUGCGUGUCUUUUCGCUGCCAAAGCUGCAGCCUUCCAGGCAUUUCCAGCGCAGCCUGCUGCGAACCAGCGGUCUCGUACUGCUGGAGCACCUUGCUGCCGCUCACCCUCUGCAUGCCUCUGCAGCAGCGUCUGCGAUUUUCCGGGGUGAGAUUCGAAGGAGCCCGACCGACCAGCGACAGUACUGCGCGCUCUCCCUGGCCAAUGGCCUUCGCGUGCUGCUCGUCAGUGAUGCGACAGCCACGGCCUCGGCAGCAGCGCUCUCUGUGCACGCAGGCUUUUACUUAGACCCGCCCGAUUUGCCGGGCCUGGCACAUCUCUGCGAGCACAUGCUUUUCUUGGGGACGGAGGACUACCCGGAGGAGAACUCGUUUCGCCUCUUCCUGUCGGACAAAGGUGGCAGUCUCAAUGCGUUCACAAGGGAGCAGGAGACGACGUACUACUUCGACGUUUCGCCGGCAUCACUGGUCGAGUCCCUGAGACGCUUCGGCUCCUUCUUCACUUCCCCGCUCUUCGCCGAGUCCUCCCUAGACCGCGAGGUCCAGGCCAUUGAGGCAGAGGAUGCCAAGAACCGGCAAAGUGAUUCAUUUCGCUUCAACCAGCUCGUCAAGCUCUUCGCUACAGAGGGGCAUCCGCAAAGAAAGUUCGGCGCUGGGAACCUUCGCACCCUGGCAGAGCCCGCGCGUGAUGGGCGCGCGCGGACAGCUUUGCUGGAGUACUUCCAGCAGUACUACGAUGCUGGCCUCAUGGCUCUCUGCGUCCUCGGCCGUGAGUCUUUAGGAGAUCUCAAGAAGGUGGUGGAGCAGAGUUUUGGACGAAUCCGAGGUGCGGGCCUUCGCGCCUCGCCAUUUUUGCCCUGGAGAGGGGUCGAGCCUUUUCCUCCACCAGUGAGGCCUGGUUCCGAAGCUGUGUGGGUCGAGGUGGUGCCUGUGGCCGAACGGCGCAGCAUCUCAGUCAGCUGGCCUUUCCUCUUCCGCAACGAGGACGAAAAACAGGCCUGGAUCCACUGCAAGCCCUUCGCGGUGCUGAGCUUCCUUUUGGGCCACGAGGGGCCCUCUUCGCUUCUCAGUCGGUGGCGACGACGUGGCUGGGCGACUGGCGUUUUGGCCGGCGCCGUGCGGGAGGACGACAACUUUGUCUUGCUGAAAGUCGGAGUGGACGUGACGCAGGAGGGCCUCUCGCGCCGGGACGACAUCAUCGAAGGCGUCUAUGGCGUGCUGAGGCAGCUGGAGCGCGAUGGGAUCCCUGCGUACCUCCUGGACGAAAGCAGCACCAUGGCCGAGAUCCGCUUUCGAUUUCAGGCCAAGCCAGCUGCUGCCACCAGCGCAAUCACCUUUGUGGAAGCCAUCCAGCGUGGAUACGGGCCAGCGAACUACGUUUGCGGCCCUGCUCUGCCUUUGCCACUCCCGGGCGCGCCGCCGCUGUCGCAGCAGCUGGCGGCCGUGAUCUCGCAGAUGAGGCCCGAGCACGCGUCCCAGUAUGCCACCAGCAAAGAUUUCAAGGCCAAAGCGACCGCCUCUGAGCAGUGGUACGGGACGAGCUACGGCUUCGCUGCCGUGGAGGACGGAACCCUUUCACGCUGGCGCGACCCUGGCGUGGUACCAGGCUACGCCGUGCCGCCUCCCAACCGAUACAUUCCGAGAGAUUUCUCGCCACGGAAUGCGCAGGUGCCAGCGGCCGAGCGAGCAGAGGCUAUAGCAGAGCCUCCCCGCGUGCUCCAGGACGACGAGCGGUGGCAGAUCUUCUACAAGGGCGAUCGAUGCUUCGGCAUUCCCAAGGCGGUCGUCCUCAUUUUCCUGGGGAUGCCAGAUGACACCGUGGAGGAGGAUGCGGUGCCGUCGCGGCUCUGGCUGCUGGCGUUGACGGACUACCUUUCCGAGAUGUUCUACGAUGCCAGCUACGCGGGCUUCCAGUUCCAAGUGUCGAAUGAGAUCGACGGCCUCUCCAUCCAGUUCGCAGGCUUCAGUGACAAGCUGGUCUUGCUCGUCGAGAAGGUCCUGGCCGCGUUGUCAGAUUUUCAAGGUCCUUCCGAUGAGGACUUUGCCGAAGUCUUGGACCGCACGCGACGUGAGCAGAAGUCAUUUGAUGCGCAGCCGCCCUACCAGUACGCAUCCUACACCGCUCGCAUCGCGACUCAUUAUCCGGACUACUCCAUCGAGUUUCUCCGGAAGCAAACUGACAAGGCUUCAGCGGGCGCAGCGCGCGCCUUUGGCGCCAGACUCCGUGGGCGGACGCCCUUCUACGGCCAGGCCCUGCUGCAGGGAAACCUGGCGCCCGCCGACGCGGCGGAGAUCCAGCGGGUGCUCAACACCAUGCCCUUUGAGCCGCUCCCCCGUGCGCAGCGGACGCGGGUGGCGGUGGUGAAGCCCCCCAUAAACGGAGCCCUCGUGAUGCGCUCGAACCCCAAUGCGGCGGAGACGAAUCGGGCGCUCUGGAUCACCUUCUCUACAGGUCCCGAAGCCAAAGUGGUGCUUCUGACGGAGCUGCUGCAUUCGAUCCUGGCCGACCCGUUCUACAAUGAACUCCGGACCAAGCAGCAGCUGGGCUACGUCGUCCUCGCGCAAGCAGACCGCGAUGGUCUGGCAGCGCGCCUGUCGCUGGCAGUGCAAAGCAGCAACCAAGAGCCCGGCAAGCUCUGGGAGGCCAUGCAAACCUUCCUGGCGCAGUUCAAGCGCACCCUCGAGGAGCUUCCCGCCAAGGAGCUCUCGGCUUUCAAGAUCGAGCUGGUGGAGCAGAUCGUGAAGCCGGACGAGCGAUUAGGUGAAGAAGCCAUCCGCUGGUGGGAGGAGAUUCGGUCUCUUCAGUUCAGCUGGCGAAGGCGAAGUGAAGAAGCUAACUUGGUGACCUCCAUCACCAAGGCCGAUCUUGUCAGCUUCUAUGAGAGCCACUUCCUUCCCGGAGGAGCCGAAUAUCGACCAGUCGUCUCUGCCGCCUUUGCGGCGGGGGCUGGUCGGGACGCCGCCGAGCGCGCGCUGGCGGCGAAGUUCACUGCGCAGGGAGGCGUCGUGAUCCAGGACUCUGAGCAGUUCAGCAAGAUGAGCCCAAAGUGGCCUGUGGCAGAGAGGUCGCCGUACGAGUCUCUCUGA
Symbiodinium natans is the source of this 3140-nucleotide messenger RNA. The record is from the annotation of a GenBank genome assembly. NCBI's taxonomy places the organism in Eukaryota, Dinophyceae, Suessiales, Symbiodiniaceae.